CAACCCACCAUCUUUUGUCUAUAAAACCACAAGACCUUGAAUCCAUAACAACCUCUUGAAUAAAUCUACUCUCUUUCCAACAACAAAAAAUCUUCCCUCCAAAUCACAUGGCUUACUACAGAAGAAGCCAAACCAGCUCCUUCUUAGAAGGGUUUUCUCUAAGCCCUCUGCCCUACCCAGUACUCCUAAUCCUGGCAGUGAUCUCCAUCUUCUUGGGCAUCUCAUGGUACUCCUCCUACGAGUCAGCUGUGGAAGAAGCUGAAGGGCAAUUCAAUUGGGUGCUUUUGCUCACGCCAAUAUUUCUCAUCCUCAUUGUGAAGGGGCUCUCAUCUAUGGAUCCUGGUUGGCUCUUCUCCAUGUCGCCGUGGGACCGCCGCCGGAGGACUCACCAUAUACCUUCAGAGGGAAGCUCACCUUGGGGUGUUGCUGCUUUCAUUAUUCUCUUGCUUGUUUUGCUGCAAUACCAGUCUUCUUUUCGUGAUAGCUGGCUCAUUUAAUUAGCAUGCGGAUGUAGUAGGAUUGUUUGUUUUUUUUUAUGCUCUGAGUUCAAGUUUUGUAUGUGUAUAUUGGAGCUGUAUAUAGUGAAGUUUGAUCUUCUACUUCAAA
Pyrus x bretschneideri (Chinese white pear) is the source of this 606-nucleotide messenger RNA. RefSeq lists its product as uncharacterized. The record is from RefSeq and is a predicted model, not a curated record. The coding region runs from base 108 to 497 and encodes 129 amino acids. The transcript has a single exon. Lineage: Eukaryota; Viridiplantae; Streptophyta; Magnoliopsida; Rosales; Rosaceae.